CAAAAAAAAAAAGAGCAAAGAAAAAGAAAGAAGCAAAAUGGGGUGUGAUUGUUAUAUGUGUUGGUGUAUCUGCAUGACACCAAAUCAGUGAAAAGAAUCAUAGUAUAUCUAUCUCAAAUUUUCUCAUUUGAAACAAGCCAACUUGGGAGGAAAUUCAUGUCAAGUGGUCAUGGUGGGUUGAUUUGCUUUUUCUUCCUCUUUCAACUCACAUAUCUCUCUCUUCUUCAGCUUUUUCUAUGAGAAUUCCCCUCCUUUAGAUUCUCCUCUCUAUUAAUCUGCACAGCCCAAGGAAUUCAGAUUAUUUUGCUCUUUUGAGUUUUGAGAUUGGGAUUAGAGUUGAAGGACUAAAAAUUGCAUGUCUUGGAGGAAGGAGGUUAUGUAUAUAUAGAGAGGAUUUGUUAUUAGAUAUGGCUGCAUCUUUUUCAGCAACAUCACUCUUUGGAGUCAGAGAAGAGGAUCAGAAUCAGAUGAAGCAACAGCAUUCAUCAACACCAUCAUCAUCAACAACUCCAGCUGCACCACCCCAGAAGAAAAGAAGAAACCAACCUGGAACACCAAAUCCAGAUGCGGAGGUGAUAGCACUAUCACCGAAGACACUAAUGGCAACAAACAGGUUUAUAUGUGAAGUGUGCAACAAAGGGUUCCAAAGGGAGCAAAACCUACAGCUUCACAGAAGAGGACACAACUUGCCUUGGAAGUUAAAGCAGAAGACUACAAAAGAGCCAAAGAGAAAGGUUUAUCUGUGUCCCGAACCCACAUGCGUCCACCAUGACCCUUCAAGGGCUCUUGGUGACCUCACUGGUAUUAAGAAACACUACUCUCGCAAACAUGGUGAGAAAAAAUGGAAGUGUGACAAAUGCUCCAAAAAAUAUGCUGUUCAAUCUGAUUGGAAAGCACAUUCUAAAACUUGUGGCACCAGAGAAUAUAGAUGUGACUGUGGCACUCUCUUCUCCAGAAGAGACAGUUUCAUAACUCACAGGGCCUUCUGUGAUGCACUGGCUCAAGAAAGUGCAAGACAACCACCGAACCUAAGCAGUGCCAUUAGCAGCAACAACAACAACAACAUAGCCUUAUCUCAAAUGGGUUCACAGAUCUCCUCCAUCCAUGACAAUAACAACAACAAUUCUAGUGACCUAUUACGUUUCACUGGUCAAUUUGACCACAUUCUCCCACCACCACCAUCACAUAUUAGACCUUCACAACAACAACAAACCAUUCACAACACAACCACACCUUCAUUCUUCAUCUCAUCAGAAUCAAACCAAAACCAAAAUAAUUACCACACAAACAACAAUUCCCCAUCUGGACCAAACCUCUUCAACCUUCCCUUUCUUUCAAGUCGCAGCAACAACAACAACAACUAUUCUGAAGAACAUUUCAACUAUGAAGGGUCAUCAAAUUUCUUCUCUGCAAGUGCACCUUCUCUCUUCAGCACAUCUUUCCAAAGCAGCAACACAACCAUCCCUCAUAACAUGUCCGCAACAGCACUGCUUCAAAAAGCUGCUCAAAUGGGUGCAACUUCAAGCAACAACAACAAUAAUAACAACAACAACACUGCAUCCUCAUUGCUUAGAAGCUUUGGAACAUCAUCAAACAAUAACCAGCAUAACAACUUUCAAGGCCUAAUGAACUCGUUUGCAGGUAGUGGAAACUCUUCCAUCUUCGAAAGCGUGUCUUCUUCUGAUGCAGUGCUUGCUGGGUUUGAAGCAUUCGAUCAUGGCAUUAACAGAGAGCUUAAACUUCCAACUGUGAGCAUUGGAGGCUCUGAUAGACUCACCCGAGACUUUCUAGGAGUUGGUCAUGUUGUGAGAAACAUGAGUGGUGGUGGAGUUUCACAAAGAGAACAACAACAACAACAAAGUGGUUUCAACUUGAGCUCUUUGGAAUCAGAGAGAAAUAAUGCUGCGCCGUCAGGACAAACUUUUCGAGGUGGAAGGAACGACUUUCAGUGAGUGAAUCAAGUACAAAACGGGAUGUCAACUUGUUCCAUUGAAAAUUGACUGCUUAGUUCUUCUAAUUUGGUUUUCGGGAGCAACAUUGUGGAAGCAUAUUGGAGAUCUGUAUAGAACUAGCUAGCUGGAAGAUUUUCAAACGAAGGAAAAUUAUGAAAAUUUAUGUAGUUAAUCUAAUUCUCUGUUAUAUUCGUAUCCCUUCCCCCCUCCUUUUCUCUUCCUUCAAGUUUAUUAAGAUUUCAAACGAAGUUUAUAUUAAGAUUUAUGGUUUAACGUAACAGAUUUUGUUAUUAGACAAUGCUUUAAUAUUUAAAUUUGUGG
Gastrolobium bilobum is the source of this 2273-nucleotide messenger RNA. Its product is annotated as protein indeterminate-domain 5, chloroplastic-like. Gene Ontology annotation, molecular function: DNA-binding transcription factor activity. The record is from RefSeq and is a predicted model, not a curated record. Bases 408 to 1952 code for a protein of 514 amino acids. NCBI's taxonomy places the organism in Eukaryota, Viridiplantae, Streptophyta, Magnoliopsida, Fabales, Fabaceae. The transcript has 4 exons. Gene Ontology annotation, cellular component: nucleus.